AUCCAACCACAACCCAGCGCAUCAUCGCAGCGGCGGCAACUCGUCGGAGCAAGCAAAGCAAAGCAAAGCUAGCACCUUCCUUCUCACGACAAGCUAAUACCAAGCCCGAUCGAUUGACAUGGCCGAGAGGACGAACGCGAUGGCGGCGCCGCGGCCGCUCCUGCGCCGGAUGCUCUCGUUCCGGGAGCCGCUCCUGGUCAUCCCGUACCUGCUCAGCUUCCUGGGCGCCGCGGCCUCGGCGCUGGCGCGCAGCCACUCGUCGCUGCUGCACUCGCUCGCCAGGGCGCUGUUCCCGGCCGCGCCUGCCGCCGCCAACGCCAAGCACGCGCCGCCGCCUGCCGCUGCCGCUGCCGCUGCCGCCGCGGCGCCCCUGGACGGCGAGGACGCCGCGCUGAGCAAGGCGGAGGUGGAGGCCAUCAUGGCUACGAUCGGCCUCGCGGCGGCCGGGAAAGGCGAGGGCCUCGCGGCCGCCAUGGGCCGCGACGAGGUGUCCGCGCUCUUCGACGCCGACGAGCCCAGCUUCGCCGAGGUGCGGGGCGCCUUCGCCGUCUUCGACGCCGACCGCGACGGCUUCAUCGGCGCCGAGGACCUGCAGUGCGCCCUGGCGCGGCUCGGCGUCAGGCAGGACGCCGCCGCGUGCCGCGCCAUGGUCGUCGCGGCCGGCGGCGGCCGGGACGCCCGGAUGAGCCUGUUCCAGUUCGUCAGGUUCCUCGAGAACGGCCUGUGCUGAAGCCACAGAGGGGGCAGAGAAGCUGUCCCUUCAUUUUUUUUCUUCUUCUUCGUUCUUCUUCGUUUGCCUCGGCUGCUCGUGGCAGGAGAUGAGACAGUGCACCAUUCGGAGAGGUGUUCACUGGCUGGCGCGCGUGUGUUUUUCCCUCCUGCCAUGAGCUUUGGGGGUGGACUCAACUGUGCAGCAAUUAACGCACUAAUUCCCAAACUAAGAACUACUAUGAUUUAAUGGAACUAAUUUGCCGGUUGCAAACA
Messenger RNA from Zea mays, 984 nucleotides. Its product is annotated as EF hand family protein. The transcript has a single exon. NCBI's taxonomy places the organism in Eukaryota, Viridiplantae, Streptophyta, Magnoliopsida, Poales, Poaceae. Gene Ontology annotation, molecular function: calcium ion binding. The record is from RefSeq and is marked provisional. Bases 119 to 730 code for a protein of 203 amino acids.